CCCGGAAGCGCUCGCUCCAUCGGCCGCCAGCCGGCCACGCCCGCCCGCCCGGUGAAAACGUCUCGCCAGAAUAAAACACGCGCACCAGCAGCAGUUCGGCAGCUCACCGAACAUCCUUCCUCCCCUCUCCCCGUCGCGUGGCUCCGGCCACCGCGCGCGCCCCGAGGCCAUCAUCCCUCCAGCCAGUCGCGAUGGACACGGCGGCCGCGGCGAGGCGGCACCCGGCGCUGGGCGGGAGGCGGCGUAGGGGGCGCGGGGGCGUGGCGCCGGUGCGGUGCUCCGGCUCGCCCGCGCAGGAGUUCGCGGCGCUGGCGUCUGUGUUCCGGCGGCGGCUGGUGGUGGGGGCGAGCACGGCGGCGGCGGCGGCCGUGGGGGCCAACUUCGGGGGCGUCACCAGCUUCCUCCUCGGCCUCUCCCCGGAGCUCGGCCGCUCGCUCCGGCUCGACGUGCUCUACCCCGUCGGCGGAUUCACCCGCUGCCUCGACUCCGACAGCGGAUUCGAGUUCAUCUAUCCAGCAAACUGGGUUGGAGACCAGACGAUACUAUACAAUCAAAUUAAGAAGGCAGAGCUGCAAAGAUCACUAGACCCUCCGCCAUUGACAAGUGGGAGUUCUCCAUCUCGACCUCGGAAUGUCAGUGGACCGGUGGCGGCUUUUGGCCCCCCGGGAUCCAACGGGGAGCUCAAUGUCAGUGUCAUUGUGUCGACCGUUCCACAAGACUUCUCGAUUGAGUCUUUCGGCGGUCCUAAAGAUGUCGGGGAAGUGGUGCUGAGGAGGAUCGCAAGGACAAAGCGAAACCCGGACAUCAGCGCCACUCUGAUCGAUGCCGCAUUGAGAGAAGACACCGUGAACAAUGUGAAAUACUACAAGCUAGAGUUCCGGGUCGAAAGCCCUUCCUUCCGACGGCACAAUGUGGCGGUGUGCUGCGCGAGAGACGGCAAACUGUACACCUUGAAUGCCCAGGCGCCCGAGUCGGCGUGGAGGUCGGUUAAGGAAGAGUUCUUUGCGAUGGCGGAUUCCUUCAGCCUAGUGAUCGAUGCUUGAUCUUGUAGAUACACACACAGUUUUGUAUCCAUGACCCUUGGGAGUUUCUAUCCAUUAGCUUGUAACUUUGCUUGCGAAUGUCAUAGUUUCGUUUAGCCGAGGAGUAAAACGUAACAUAAAUAAAUGUUGAAGCGGAAGUGGUAAAUAUUUCUGUACCAUAAUGUUCUUUGUGA
Aegilops tauschii subsp. strangulata is the source of this 1216-nucleotide messenger RNA. RefSeq names its product psbP domain-containing protein 7, chloroplastic. NCBI's taxonomy places the organism in Eukaryota, Viridiplantae, Streptophyta, Magnoliopsida, Poales, Poaceae. The record is from RefSeq and is a predicted model, not a curated record. Gene Ontology annotation, cellular component: extrinsic component of membrane; photosystem II oxygen evolving complex; photosystem II. Gene Ontology annotation, biological process: photosynthesis. Gene Ontology annotation, molecular function: calcium ion binding.